GUACGUCUCCAACGGUGAGGGGCCGGGGGGGCCAUGGUGUACGUCUCCAACGGUGAGGGGCCGGGGGGGCCAUGGUGUACAUCUCCAACGGACAAGUGUUGGAUAACCAGAGUCGGGCUCCCUGGAGUUUGUCAUCUAUAACAGAUUUCUUCUGGUCGAUAGCAGAUUUUGUCGUUCUGUUUUUUCAGAGCAUUAUUCAACCAGAUUUGAGAAGAAGAGGCUACACAUCUUCCUCCUAUUCAGGAUACCAUGAUGGAAGAGGGCCUCCAGCACAUCCUCGCCGUAGGAUGGGCCGAAUAAAUCACUGGGGUGGAGGCCCCAGUCCACCACCAAUGGCUGGAGGUGGAUGAGGAAGGUAA
Ficedula albicollis (Collared flycatcher) is the source of this 359-nucleotide messenger RNA. RefSeq names its product selenoprotein K (gene SELENOK). The record is from RefSeq and is a predicted model, not a curated record. Lineage: Eukaryota; Metazoa; Chordata; Aves; Passeriformes; Muscicapidae. The transcript has 4 exons. Gene Ontology annotation, cellular component: endoplasmic reticulum membrane; Golgi apparatus. Gene Ontology annotation, biological process: endoplasmic reticulum calcium ion homeostasis; calcium ion transport.